UUAAAAUAUGAACGUGAUAGAGGAGUUUGAUGAAGAGUUAUCUGAUGAGUUUUUGGAUGAAAAUGCUUCCGUUUCCAGUAUUCAUGUGUCUGAGAAUCUUGACAAGAAUAUGUCAAAGUCAUUGUUUUGUAGCAAAGUUGAGAUGGGCAGAGUUUCUGAAACUGAAUCGUGCCUUUUGAAUCAAUCUGAAAUGAUACUCUCUAGUGAGCCUGAGGCAUUACAGAGUAAAGAAGUUUCUGUUCCUAGGAAAGCAUUGCCUUUUAAGAAGUCGAGUUAUCAAGGUCCAUCUAACAAAUCUAAGCUUAAGAACAACAUUAAGACUCUCUUUAAGAAAGUAAAGAGGAUAAGGAGUUAUCCUGAUACUACGAGUGAGCAUCAAAAACUGUUAAUGAAGCAUAAGAAAGAGCUCCUACCAAAAAGAAGUAGGUUGGUGAGAGGAGUAACUGUUCAUGACUGUGAGCCUCCCAAAAAAUUCUCUAUAAGCUUAAUUAACCAUAAUUCCUACUAAACUAAUUA
Messenger RNA from Moneuplotes crassus, 516 nucleotides. The record is from the annotation of a GenBank genome assembly. Lineage: Eukaryota; Ciliophora; Spirotrichea; Euplotida; Euplotidae.